Molecule: messenger RNA, 882 nt
Organism: Trachymyrmex septentrionalis
Lineage: Eukaryota; Metazoa; Arthropoda; Insecta; Hymenoptera; Formicidae
Exons: 2
Coding region: 1-882 (293 amino acids)
Biological process (GO): DNA integration
Molecular function (GO): nucleic acid binding
Source: RefSeq, a predicted model, not a curated record
AUGAAAAAGAAAUCCGAUGAAAAGAGAGAACAAAUUAGCUCCGUGAAACGUCAACUCGUCGAGAAAUUGCACGCUCCGGCGAGAAGAAAUUUUCCGCGAAGGCGUGUCAUAGUCCGAGGGUACGAUCUGUGGCAGGCUGAUAUCGUUGAGAUGCGUCCGUACUCGAGUUUCAACAGAGGCUACCACUACAUACUCACCACCAUCGAUGUGUUGAGCAAGUACGCGUGGGCCGUUCCGCUCAAGAGCAAGAAUGGAAGCGAGACAGCUAACGCUAGACGGCUCGCUGAGAUCGUUCGAGAGAGCGAAAGAUGUCCGAAAAAUUUACAAACGAAUAUGGGGAAAGAAUUUUACAUUGCAGAUGUACAGAAUAUCAUGAAAAACCACAAUGUUAAUCACUAUUCCACGUAUUCGACGUUGAAAGCGUCAGUGGUCGAGCGGUUCAAUCGCGCGCUCAAAAACGACAUGUGGAAGAUGUUUACACUCAACGGCAAUUACAAGUGGGUCGACGAGCUGCCGCGUCUGGUGUCAGAUUACAGCGCGCGCAAGCAUCGCACCAUCGGCAUGCGAUCCUCGGACGUAACUUCUGCGAUCGCCGAAAAACUGUUGGACACAGUGUACAGUGCGAUAAAGAUAGCGGGUCCUGCAAAAUUCAAAGUAGAUGAUUCGGUGCAGCGUACCAAUCCCGUAACUUAUCUACUCGAGGACUAUCGUGGAAAAUCCGUCGCUGGAGCGUUCUACGAGCACGAGUUGCAUCGCGCUACUCAUCCGGACGUGUAUCUCGUGGAGAAAGUGUUGCGCAGGAAGGGCGACAAAGUGUACGUCAAGUGGCUGGGAUUCGAUGGAUCGUACAAUUCAUGGAUACACAAAAACAAUGUUAUUUGA